GUUAGGUAGCCGUUAUCAGUGUAUUUGCACAGAACUGCCCAGGUUAGCUAGCUAGGUCUGCAAGCACAUUGUCGAUUGGCGCUCAGACAACUUCUCGCUCCUGCCUUAACCAGCUAGCUGGGGCGUUUGGUAGUUGGGACUGGUCCUUAGUUACUUAAUUUACCGAUUAAAGCAAACUCUUUCUGAAUGUCUUCAGAGAGAUAUAGGAAGUUAGCUGUUGUGAUAAAAUGUCAUAUAGCUAGCAAGCGAGUCCUCCUGCAUGAAUGAUGCAAAGUUACUUGCUGUCAAUAACCAGCUAACAGCUCAAUCUGAUGAACGUUUGUGUCAUAUAGUAGGUAGCGUGUAAAAAGGAGGACUGGUGGCGGUGGUGUCUGCUGUUGUAAGAAGCACAUCGGUGCAGAGAGAGACAAGUCCUGAAAGAUGACGACCGAGACCCACGUAAAAGACAUAAAGCCAGGACUGAAAAAUCUCAACGUCAUCUUUAUUGUGCUGGAGACAGGACGCGUGACUAAGACGAAAGAUGGGCAUGAGGUGCGGACCUGCAAAGUAGCAGACAAGACAGGCAGCAUCAGCAUCUCGGUAUGGGACGAGGUUGGAGGCCUUAUCCAGACGGGGGACAUCAUCCGACUCACUAAGGGGUACGCCUCAGUAUUCAAAGGUUGCCUCACUCUUUAUACUGGGAGAGGGGGUGAACUGCAGAAGAUUGGAGAGUUCUGUAUGGUCUACUCUGAAGUUCCGAACUUCAGUGAGCCAAAUCCAGAGUACUUGGCUCAGGUGAACAAAACGGUAAGAGUCCCACCCAUCCCCUGCAAAGACAAUGAUUCCCACGAUCAGGCACUCAAUGACCAGGGAAACGCAAUUAACAACAACAGCAACAACAGCAGCAGCAGCAGCAGCAACAGCAGCAGCAGUAGUGCCCCUGCCAGUGUGACUGUGAAUGAGACCACCAAUGGCAAUGGGGUAAGUGCCCCAGCUCCUAGCAGCUCCACCAAUCCACCGCAGUCAGGGAGAGGUGGCAGCAACAGCGGCAGCAGGGGAGCAGCCAAUCAGGGGGCAGGAGGGGCAGCCGUUAGCAACGGGAAGGAGACCCGGCGUUCUGCUAAGAGAUGAUUGGCAACCGGAGAACAGGAAGGUCCCUCCCUCACUGGAACACACAACGCGGGGACUGAUCUGUGCCACUAAAGACUGUCUCACAUACAGACUCCUGCAUCCUUCCGUCAACAUAGCCCCUGCCACGUCACCGCAUCACACAAGCCCUCUGGGUCGAGCUCUGGUCAGAGCCUAUGCUGGCCCGGGUUGGGGCAAGUGCAAUAGAGCUAUAUUUAGAUCCUCUGUACCUUGCACUGAGAGAAUCCAUCUUUCAAGCAAGUAAAUUGAUACCCACAUUGCAAGAACUGAAGCUCGCGUGAUUGCACUGUAUAAGAAAUAGUUUGUUACCAAUGGCUUCUUUAUGAGAGUUCAGACAGAGCCUAAAUGAAUUGUCAUUUAUUUUAAUGGGGAGCCAGGCCAUAGCAUGGCAGGCUGAUUAUAUGGAGUCCCAAGACUUUUAUGAGCAUUUUUGUACAGGUUUUAAUGGGUGCCCUGUUAUUAAUUGCUAAAUUUGUGUGCUACACGUACUGGAAAAUGUUCAGGACAACUACUGUCAAAUUUUAACCUUAAAUUUUGACUCUUUGGAAAUCACUUCACAAGUCUAACCAGGGGGACAGAGGCCAUCUUUCUCAUUUAUUAAACAUAUAAAAAUGUGAAAUUCUUCCUCUAAGCAAAUGGAUAAUUUCCCUGCUUCAACCCCAGAGGCUUUCCUGUCAGGUGAUGAAGUUCUACUGAGUUUAACAACAUACCCAAGGAUCAUGUCUAUAAACUAUAUUUGUUGUUUGAUGUCAUGUUUGAAUUUUUUUUUUGCUAUUGCACCAUUUGUUCCUUUUUUAAAAGAAAUGUUAAUGUCUAAUGUUAAUACUAAAGGUUAAUGUCUUAACAGUGCUCCAUUCAUAUGGGGUUUUCUGUGAAAUAAUCUACAAGUAACUUGUUGUGUCAUCAAUUUCAGUUGGAACAACUUUCAUUAAAACCAUUCUUUCUCUGUGU
Molecule: messenger RNA, 2079 nt
Organism: Anguilla anguilla (European eel)
Lineage: Eukaryota; Metazoa; Chordata; Actinopteri; Anguilliformes; Anguillidae
Product: SOSS complex subunit B1
Exons: 7
Coding region: 421-1110 (229 amino acids)
Biological process (GO): double-strand break repair via homologous recombination; response to ionizing radiation; mitotic cell cycle checkpoint signaling
Cellular component (GO): SOSS complex
Molecular function (GO): DNA binding
Source: RefSeq, a predicted model, not a curated record